AUGGCGUCUUUCACCCUCUCGUCGCCUGUCCUGCCCAACUCCAUUUUGUCCCCGGCUCCUCACACGGCGGCAGUUCAGCAAAUUUCCAUUCCAGCCGUAUCCGGCCUGAGGGUGGGAGCGCGUCAGCAGGAGAGCAAGCACAGCGUGUCGCACACAUCCACUCCAGCGUCGCCACUGCUAUGCCGCGCGUCCGCCGACAAUGCCAGCGACGCCGCCAUCAGCCGUCGCGGCGUGAUGCUCGCCGGCGGGUUGGCCGGUGCGCUGAGCGUGGUGCCGCCGGUGGUGGGGCGGGCAGUGGCGGCGGAGGAGCUGUCGGAGUGGGAGCAGGUGCCGUUGCCCGUCGCACCGGGCGUCGUGCUGCUCGACAUCGCCUUCGUUCCCGACGAGCCCGACCACGGGUUCCUGCUGGGCACGCGGCAGACGCUGCUGGAGACGCGCGACGGCGGGCGAACGUGGGCGGCGAAGGAGAUCCCUUCGGCGGAGGAGGAGGACUUCAACUACCGGUUCAACGCCAUCAGCUUCCAGGGCAAGGAGGGGUGGAUCGUCGGCAAGCCCGCCAUCCUGCUCCACACCAGCGACGCCGGCACCACGUGGACGCGCGUCCCGCUCUCCGCGCGCCUCCCCGGCACCCCUGUGGCGAUCUGCGCGACGGGCGAGCGCGCGGCGGAGAUGGUGACGGACGAGGGUGCCAUCUACGUGACGGCCAACGGCGGCUACAACUGGCGCGCCGCCGUUGAGGAAACCAUCUCCGCCACGCUCAACCGCACUGUAUCGAGCGGCAUCACGGGCGCGAGCUACUACACGGGCAGCGUGAGCACCAUCAACCGCUCGCCCGACGGCAGCUACGUGGCCGUGUCCAGCCGCGGCAACUUCUUCCUCACCUGGGAACCCGGCCAGACGUUCUGGCAGCCGCACAACCGCAGCAGCGCGCGGCGCAUCCAGAACAUGGGGUGGCGCGCCGAUGGCGGGCUCUGGCUGCUCGUGCGCGGCGGAGGCCUCUUCCUCGGCCAGGGGGAGGGGGUGUCGGAGGCGUUUGAGGAGGUGCGCAUUGCCAGCCGUGGCUUCGGACUGCUCGAUCUCGGUUACAAAAGCAAUGACGAGGCGUGGGCAGCGGGCGGCAGUGGGGUGCUGCUCAAGACGGCGGAUGGAGGCAAGUCAUGGGUGCGGGACCGAGUGGCUGACAACCUGGCAGCCAACCUCUACAACGUCAAGUUCAUUUAUGGAAAGGGCUUUAUUCUUGGGAAUGAUGCCCUAGCGCUUCGCCUGGCGGCCUCGUCGGCCCACCCGUUCCUACCUACCGCUGCGCUUGCGCUAGCGCCAGCCACGCCCGCGCCUGCUGCCCCGCUCGCACCAGCGCCUGCUGCCGCCGCGCCUGCCGCGCUCGCUCCUGCGCUCGCCCCUACCGCUGCCGCGCUCACGCCUGCCGCGCCCGGGCCUACCGACGCUGCGCUCGAGCCUGAUGCCGUCGCACCCGCCGCCGCUCGCGCCUGCUGCGCUUGCGCUCGCAGCUGCCGCAACCGUGCCUGUUGCGCCCGCGCCUGCAUGUCAGAAUAG
Closterium sp. Naga37s-1 is the source of this 1554-nucleotide messenger RNA. The record is from the annotation of a GenBank genome assembly. NCBI's taxonomy places the organism in Eukaryota, Viridiplantae, Streptophyta, Zygnematophyceae, Desmidiales, Closteriaceae.